ACGGGCCCGGCGGGCGCGCCUCCAUUGUAGGGGGCGGGUGUUGCUGAUCCCGGUAGUAGUGGCUGUGUGUGGGCUGGACGCUGCAUGGUGAGAUGACGAUCCACAACCUGUACAUAUUUGACCGGAAUGGCAUCUGCCUCCAUUACAGCGAGUGGAACCGCAGGAAGCAAGCUGGAAUCUCUAAGGAUGAGGAGUACAAGCUCAUGUACGGGAUGCUCUACUCCAUCCGGUCCUUCGUCAGUAAAAUGAGCCCUGUGGACAUGAAAGAUGGCUUCCUCUCUUUCCAAACCAGCAAGUACAAGCUCCAUUACUACGAGACGCCCAGCGGGCUGAAGAUGGUGAUGAACACGGAUCUGAGCGUGGGGAGCUCGCGGGAUGUCCUGCAUCAGAUCUACAGCACGAUUUAUGUAGAAUAUGUGGUUAAAAACGCCCUCUGCUCACUCAAUGAGCCCAUUCAAAGUGAACUUUUCAAAAGCAAACUGGACAGUUUUAUCCGCAGCCUUCCGUACUUCUCGGCUCGUGCUGGCUGAGCCUGGCCCCUUCCGAUGUGUCCUGUACCCCCCCUCCCAUUUCUUUCCUCUGCACUACUUCCAGAGACUGCUCCUAACUGGCGUUCUGCAGGCUUCUCAUGGCCACCGGGUAACACCGCCUCCGCCUGCACCCUACGCUGCCGGGUACCCAGACCUCAGAGGGAGCCUACUGGAAUAUUAUUUCUGCUCUGUACAUAGUGACCUAUAUGAAGUGUGGAACGGAAACCUUUGCUUCAUCUGCUCCGUGGAAUAAUCCUCUGUUCUGCACGCAGUCAUUUACAUAGUUACCACUGACUGCGGAUGGAAGGUCGUAGGCCUGCAAACCUGUCACUCACAGCAACUGUGUGUAUAUAGGUGUGUUUGCGUAGUUACAUGCUCCAUUAAAGCUACUUAAAGUAA
Messenger RNA from Pseudophryne corroboree (corroboree frog), 929 nucleotides. It is a transcript of the gene TRAPPC1, whose product is annotated as trafficking protein particle complex subunit 1. Gene Ontology annotation, cellular component: TRAPP complex. Gene Ontology annotation, biological process: endoplasmic reticulum to Golgi vesicle-mediated transport. The transcript has 5 exons. Lineage: Eukaryota; Metazoa; Chordata; Amphibia; Anura; Myobatrachidae. The coding region runs from base 93 to 530 and encodes 145 amino acids. The record is from RefSeq and is a predicted model, not a curated record.